Messenger RNA from Neoarthrinium moseri, 3147 nucleotides. RefSeq lists its product as uncharacterized. Gene Ontology annotation, biological process: lactose catabolic process. Gene Ontology annotation, cellular component: beta-galactosidase complex. The record is from RefSeq and is a predicted model, not a curated record. Bases 1 to 3147 code for a protein of 1048 amino acids. Gene Ontology annotation, molecular function: beta-galactosidase activity; carbohydrate binding. NCBI's taxonomy places the organism in Eukaryota, Fungi, Ascomycota, Sordariomycetes, Amphisphaeriales, Apiosporaceae. The transcript is spliced from 4 exons.
AUGGCUUCGACCCAAGUUCAUCCCGCUGGCCAGCCAGACUGGAACAACCUAGAUAUUCUGCACAAGAACACACUUCCCCCACGUACGAACUUCUACGUCUAUAACUCUGCCAAGGAUGCCUUGUCCUACGACAGCUCCAAGUCUCGAAUUCACUCCCUCUCGGGCGUCUGGAAGUUUAGCCACUCCAAGAACCCAUUUGAGGCACCAGAGGGAUUCGAAGACCCAUCAUUCGACACAACGAAAUGGGACAACCUGACGGUUCCGAGCAUGUGGCAGCUCAAUGGCUACGGAAAGGGGCCCCACUACACCAACGUCAACUUCCCCAUCCCUGUUGACCCACCAAACGUGCCUUUUGACGAUAACGAGACUGGGUCCUACGUGAAGAAGUUCACAGUUCCUGAGCACCUCCGGGGGUCCCAGCUCAGACUAAGAUUCGAGGGCGUGGACUCGGCAUUCCAUGUUUGGGUCAAUGGCAAAGAGGUUGGCUACCACCAGGGAUCGAGAAAUCCCUCCGAGUUCGAUAUUACUAGCAUCGUGAACGAGAAUGGCGAGAAUACCGUUGCUGUGAGGGUUUAUCAGUGGUCUGACGCCACUUACAUUGAAGAUCAGGAUCAAUGGCGAAUGAGUGGAAUCUAUCGGGAUGUACACCUCCUUGGAUUCCCGGCCAAGUCACGGGUGGAAAAUCUUUUCGUCCAGACAAAGCUGGACAGCCAGUACUUGAACGCCGAGUUCAAGCUCCGCGUAGAUGUCACCGGUUCUGGCAACCUAAAAGUCGAACUCUUCGACCCCAAGAAGAGCGCAACGGUGGCAAGCGGCACGAAAGCUGUUUCAGGGGGUUCAGCCGACUUCUCGUUCCCUAUCGAGAACCCAUCCAAAUGGACGGCUGAAACUCCAACACUCUAUCACCUCCUGGUCUCACUUGACGACGCCAGCUUCAUUGCUCACCGCAUCGGGUUCAAGCAGGUAGAGAUGAAAGAUGGCCUGAUCAAGGUCAAUGGUAAGCGCCUUGUUCUCAAGGGUGCUAACCGCCAUGAGCAUCACCCCAAAUUUGGUCGUUCUGUCCCGUAUGAGUUCCUCAAGAACGAUCUCAUGCUCAUGAAGACACAUAACAUCAACGCAAUCAGAACGUCUCAUCAGCCGAGUGACCACCGCUUAUAUGACUUGGCCGAUGAGUUAGGUUUCUGGGUCAUGGACGAAGCUGAUCUCGAGUGUCAUGGUUUCGAGUCGAUUGCGGAUGGAGCUCUUUCGGCCGCUGAUAGAGCGCUUCCUUUCCGGGAGCGCCAGCUCUUGACGCGGAAGACUGCAGCACAGUGGACUACCGACAACCCAGCAUGGGAGAAAGCUUACGUCGAUCGUGCUCAACAGCUGGUUCACCGUGAUCAGCUACAUGCUUGCGUCACUAUCUGGUCCCUAGGAAAUGAAGCCUUCUUUGGAAGAAACUUCAAGGCCAUGUACAACUGGAUCAAGUCUUACGACGACAGUCGGCCCAUCCACUACGAAGCUGACAUCCAUGCUGAGACCAUGGACAUGUACUCAAGGAUGUACCCUCCUGUCGAAGAAAUUGUCAAAUUCGGAGAGGACGACAGCAAGACCAAACCUCUUGUGCUGUGCGAAUACGUACAUGCCAUGGGCAACGGACCUGGAAACAUCAAGGAAUACGUUGAUGCGUUCUAUAAAUACCCAAAGCUCCAGGGAGGCUUCGUCUGGGAGUGGGCAAACCACGGUCUUCUGACCAAAGAUGAGACGACCGGAGACGAGUUUUAUGCGUAUGGUGGUGACUUUGGCGACGUGCCAAACGACUCCAACUUUGUCAUGGAUGGCGUCUUGUUCUCCGAUCACACACCCACACCUGGCCUCAUUGAGUACAAGAAAGCGCUGGAGCCGAUCAAGGUUGUCUCCUACACGAGUCAAAAAGCAACCAUUGUGAAUCGAUACGACUUCAUUACUCUCGACGACGUGGAGUGUAGCUAUCAGAUACUCGACGAUGGCAAGGCCACUUCUCAAUCGGGAACCAUUGAGCUACCGUCUGGGCUUCAGCCAGGUCAGACUGCUGAUCUCUCUCUUCCGUCACCAUCAUCUGAGCUCAAGGGCGAAGUCAUUGUCCAGCUGUUCUUCCGCCAGCGUACCGACACCUUGGCUCUACCAAAGGGCUUCGAGAUUGCCUUUGAUGAGAUACCUCUGAUCGAGCGCUCUAUUCCCCUGAGCAUUCAGCCCAAGUCUUCAGCCAAGCUUCACAUCACUGAGACACCAAGCCUCCUCACGAUUGCCUCUGACAGCACAACCUGGACCAUCUCGCCAAUUGAUGGCAAGCUCCGCUCAUUGACCAAGAAGUCAGCAUCCUUCCUCGCCAGCAGCCCGGAUCUGACCUUUUGGCGGGCCCCUACGGAUAAUGACGCGCCUCAAGACGGAUGGGACUGGAAGGAGCGUCUGCUUCAUCUCGCCAAGACUCAUACUCGAGGGAGCUCGUGGGGCUCAUCAGAUGACGGCAGUCUGUUCACUGUCAACGUGAAACAGCAGUUCCGCCCGCCUGUUCUCUCCUGGUCAAUUGACUUGGAUAUAACAUACACAUUCCAUGCGUCGGGCACCCUCUCUGUUCGAACAAAGGGUACGCCAAGGGGUGAGAACCUGCCGCGCACGCUCCCUAGAAUCGGAUUCACUAUGGAACUGCCGAAGGAGUGGGCUGGAGGAGAUGACAAGGCCCCUGUAACGUGGUACGGACGUGGCCCCGGGGAGAGCUAUAGCGACAAGAAGCUCUCUCAGCGUCUCGGUGUAUACAGCGUCUCGGAGGUAUCGCAGCUCUGGACAGACUAUGAGUUCCCACAGGAGGGCUCAAACAGGACGGAUACGCGCUGGGUCAAGUUCACCCACAAGGGCGGAGAGACGGUCACUGCGCAGUUCGCGGAUCUGCAGAGCACCGCAGCUGAGAAGAGCAGGAAGCUGUUCGACUUCAACGCCUCGCACUACCGCGUCGCGGAUGUCGAUGCUGCAAAGCACCCGUACGAGCUGCACAAGAAGAGAACGGAGAACGUCGUCCUCCGGCUCGACGCGGCGCACCACGGCCUCGGCAGCGGUUCCUGUGGACCUCGCACCCGUGAUGAGUACGCGCUGCUCACCAAGGAGUUUGAGUUUGAGGUCUUGCUGGAGUAA